This is a messenger RNA of Sitodiplosis mosellana (orange wheat blossom midge), 1566 nucleotides long. RefSeq lists its product as uncharacterized. The record is from RefSeq and is a predicted model, not a curated record. The transcript is spliced from 2 exons. Lineage: Eukaryota; Metazoa; Arthropoda; Insecta; Diptera; Cecidomyiidae. The coding region runs from base 385 to 1332 and encodes 315 amino acids.
GAUCCAUUCCUUUAUUUUUUCCUUUUUUAAAAAUAUUUCCGAUGCAUUUUUCUCUUUGUAUCAAUUCAAAAUCAGUUGAAAUCUUUAAUUAUUCCCUGAAAAUGUACAUAGAUUUUCUUUGCUUCAUUCAAUUCGCUUGUCAAUUGUUUUUAAACAAUUGAACAUUGACAAUGGUGUGAAUUGUUUUGUCAAAAAGUAAUUGUAGUUCAGUUUGCUUCUGUUUGAGACCAGUUUUCACGGACUGCAUACAAAUGUCAAUAGAAUUUCGAAAAUGGCCGUUUGGUGUACUUUCAAACCGCUGUUCAAGUAAAUCACACACAUUGCAUUCUCCAGAGUUGAUUAAAGUGAUAUAAAGUUAACUUGUGUACCGAAAAUUGGAUAAAAAUGGGAAAUACUGCGAGUAAAAAGGGAAGCGUCAUUCUGAAAACACCAGAAAAAUCGGUUGCUGCGAUGACCAUUGACCAGUCGCCCACUACGAACGAUUCGCACAAAGCAAACCAAAUGGUUGAACCACAAACACCAGCCAUUCCACAGACUCCAUUGACCCAAACCAUUGCCAGCCACUUGAAUCGUAUUACCAAAGACGAUGUGAAUCGAAAUGCAACGAUUAAGACUCCGUCAUAUUUAUUACGGAAGAAAAUCUUGUACGAUUUGGGUUAUACAUAUUCAAUCAAAGACACCGAUCCACGAUCACCAAGUCUGUCCAUUCCACGUACUCCAUUGAAUUUGGCUGAAAACUCCCCUUUGGUCACUGAAGGGCAAACCAGUUCAUUUGAGUACAACACCACGCUUGAAGACAGCUGCCGUGAUUUUAACGCAAAACUAGAUGACAUCACAAUGGAAGAGAACGUUUUGACCAAAGGAACCGAACAUGAAGAUGAUGUGAGCGACCAGAUCGAAAGUGCUGGUGAUGCGGAGGAAAAAUUUGAUGAUAAACCAGCAAGUGAAGACAAGAAAAAGGAAAGCGUUGAGUUACACGAUCAAAAGACACCAAAUUGUGAUUCGCAAACAUCACCAGAUUUUGAAAGCAAACACAACAACAAAAUCAUCUCAGCAAGCGAUGCAAGUGAGACGGAUUCGACUUCAAAAGCGUCUGAGGAAAAUAUCAGCCCAAUGGAAGGCAUGUAUUCAACACCGUUGAACAAAUCGAACCGAGUCGGAAGAAUACCAUUGAGCGUUAUCAAUCGUCGUGGUAUGUCAGCUGAGAUUAUGCCACUGCAUUCGAAACACACUCACGAACAAAACAGCGUCGACAGUUUCAAGAAGGAUUUAUCGUUCAAUGAUAUUCGCGGCAGUGCACGCAAAUCAAAAAUUCCAGUGUUCAAAAAGUAAACCAAUCACCCAGAGAGGCAGACAAUCAGCAAAAGAUUUUACUCACUCUUUUCUAAGCUUUGACUGAUUUUCAUAUUUUUCUGAAUUUUGAAUCUCUCAUUCCAUUUAUUCGUACAUUCGUUUUUGAUGUACAACGGUGUUGGUUAUAUUUCUUUGGAAAGUAUUCAAUCAAAUUAGCUUAAGGAAAAAAAUAUUAAACAUUUCUUCUUGUUUACAAGUUUUUUUUGACAGAAA